AUGUACCCUGCAAAAUCUUCUUUUACGCAGAAGAGUAGUGAAACGGGCGACGGCAUCAAAUCAGACGUGAAAUCACUGCAACGAAUAGUUACAAUUAAGGAGAAGCUGAUAGAAGCACUUAUCAACGACGUUAAGUCUUCGGAGAUCCAGUUAGAGGUUGAGGCCCGAGAGAAUCGGAAUAGACUACCAGAGACGUUACAUCACUAUUCUCACCGGCAAAAUGCUUGUGGAGCCCUUCGAAAUUUAUCUUACGGUAGACAAAAUGAUGAAAACAAGCGUGGAAUUAAAAAUUCUGGCGGAAUAGAAGCGUUGGUUCAUCUUCUUUGUCGUUCUCAAGAGACAGAAGUAAAAGAAUUGGUAACUGGAGUUUUAUGGAAUAUGUCUUCUUGUGAAGAUAUCAAGCGGUCAAUUAUUGAUGAAGCACUAGCUGCAAUAGUCUGCAACGUUAUAAAACCUCAUUCCGGAUGGGAUCCCGUUUGUUGUGGUGACACUUGUUUUUCUACAGUAUUUCGAAAUGCUUCGGGAGUGCUGCGAAAUGUCAGUUCAGCUGGAGAACAUGCAAAAGGGUGUCUUCGCAAUUGCGAGCAUUUAGUGGAAUGUCUUCUCUACGUAGUUCGAGCUGCAAUAGAGAAAAACAAUAUUGGAAACAAAACUGUAGAAAAUUGCGUGUGUAUACUUCGUAAUCUUUCGUAUAGAUGUCAGGAAGUGGAAGAUCCCAACUACGAUAAGCAUCCCUUCAUAACGCAAGAUAGGGCUAUCCCAUCUUCGUCAAAGGGUAAAAUAAAACAAAACAUGAAAUGUCCAUUGUUAAGUCUAUAUUUUUAUUUCUAGGAGAAAAUUUAGGAUGCUUUGGAACAAGUAAAAAAAA
Drosophila miranda is the source of this 868-nucleotide messenger RNA. Its product is annotated as catenin delta-2-like. Gene Ontology annotation, biological process: cell-cell adhesion; cell-cell junction assembly. The coding region runs from base 1 to 831 and encodes 276 amino acids. Lineage: Eukaryota; Metazoa; Arthropoda; Insecta; Diptera; Drosophilidae. The transcript is spliced from 3 exons. The record is from RefSeq and is a predicted model, not a curated record. Gene Ontology annotation, cellular component: nucleus; adherens junction; plasma membrane. Gene Ontology annotation, molecular function: cadherin binding.